CAAUCAAACCUUAGGCCUAAAGCCCUCUCCAAAACCCUAAACCCUUUAAUCGGCCACCCAUUUUUUCACUUUCUUUCCGCCUUCUCAAUUCUUCUCUAUCACCAAAGAAAAAACCAUGGCUUUCCACUCCAUUCUUCACAGGGCGUCCUCGUCCGUACUCCCACUGGCAAUCCGCAGCGUCAGAUCUUCGAGAACCUUCCAUGGCGCAGUCUCCACUCUCCUCACCAUCGACAACAAGGGCAGUCUAUGCCGCGACCUCACUCGUCGGAGUUGGGUCCCAUUUCAGCGAUUCUCUACUGAUGUCGCUGCCAAUAAACGUAGUGCCGACGAGAAUCUGAUUCGUGUUCUUGAAUCUGAGAUUCCUUUAGUUGACGAUUCCGUACAAGAGAUCCCAGAUGGGUUCCCUUUUGAAAUUCAAGAUAAUACCGGAGAAAGAACUAUUUUUCUAACAAGGGAGUUUGAUGAUGAAAUCAUCAAAGUCGAAGUUGACAUGCCCAAUAUAUCUGCUGAGGAUGAGGGGGAUGAAGAUGCUGAAAACGAUGAGGAUGUUAGCGAUCAAUCUAGCAUUCCUUUGGUUGUAAGUGUUUCUAAAGGAAGUGGACUACAUCUAGAGUUCGGUGUCACUGCUUACCCUGACGAGAUUACCAUUGAUAGCUUGUCAAUUAAGCAGCCAGAAGGUUCUGAGGAGCAGCUCGCAUACGAAGGGCCUGAAUUUAGUGAUUUGGAUGAAAACUUGCAAAAGGCUUUCUUGAAAUACCUGGAGGUUCGGGGGAUCAAUCCCAGCACAACUAAUUUCUUGCACGAGUACAUGAUCAAGAAAGACAACAAAGAGUACUUGGAGUGGUUGAAAAACCUCAAGAAUUUUAUUGAGCAUUGAACUAGUCAACAACUGUUAGGAAAUUAGUAGGUUUGUGCUUAUUUUUGAUUGUUCAUGAGCGGAUUUAUCAUGCUUUAGGGGAGAAGAAUCAUACAUAAGCUUAUAAAGAAAAAGACGGUGUAGUGGAGUGAAUAAUUCCAUGUAGCCUUUUCAAGGAAUUUAGGAAACUUGAUUCACCUGUUGGACUAGGAACCUUAUUUUGAUACAGGAUUAAUGAUAUUUUUCUGUAUUAGUAGUUUCAAACUGUAAACUGUAGUCAUUUCUCAACUUAUCUCUUUGAAUGUCAUUGAUAAUUGGUCUUUAUUCUUA
Messenger RNA from Ziziphus jujuba (common jujube), 1186 nucleotides. RefSeq lists its product as uncharacterized. Gene Ontology annotation, cellular component: mitochondrial matrix. The record is from RefSeq and is a predicted model, not a curated record. Lineage: Eukaryota; Viridiplantae; Streptophyta; Magnoliopsida; Rosales; Rhamnaceae. The coding region runs from base 116 to 877 and encodes 253 amino acids. The transcript has 3 exons.